Lactuca sativa (garden lettuce) is the source of this 1052-nucleotide messenger RNA. RefSeq lists its product as uncharacterized. The record is from RefSeq and is a predicted model, not a curated record. Lineage: Eukaryota; Viridiplantae; Streptophyta; Magnoliopsida; Asterales; Asteraceae.
UAGCUGGGCUACCAACGGUAACAUACAUUCACCGAUAGGGUCACCGCCUUAACACCGCAGACCGCCUCUCUCAUCCUACACCCUUCUUAGGGUUUAAAUCGAAAAACUCUGUUUAGAGCAAACAAGGUGCUGAAUCUGCUCUAUCGACUUCAAUCAUGCCUCAAGGAGAUUACAUAGAGCUUCACAGGAAGAGAAAUGGCUAUCGCCAUGAUCACUUCGAGAGGAAGCGGAAGAAGGAAGCGCGUGAAGUUCACAAGCGCUCCCAAACUGCUCAAAAGGCUUUAGGAAUCAAGGGUAAGAUGUUUGCCAAGAAACGAUAUGCAGAAAAGGCUCAAAUGAAGAAGACAUUGGCUAUGCACGAAGAAUCAUCAAGUAGACGCAAGGUGGAUGAUGAUGUUCAGGAAGGUGCUGUUCCUGCCUAUCUUCUUGAUCGUGAGACCACAACACGUGCAAAGAUUCUUAGCAACACAGUAAAACAAAAAAGAAAGGAGAAAGCAGGGAAGUGGGACGUGCCUUUACCCAAGGUAAGACCCGUGGCUGAAGAUGAGAUGUUCAAAGUGAUCAGAACUGGGAAAAGGAAAACGAAACAAUGGAAGAGGAUGAUCACAAAAGUGACAUUUGUAGGACAAGGUUUCACAAGAAAGCCACCAAAGUAUGAGAGAUUUAUUCGUCCAACUGGUUUAAGGUUCACAAAAGCCCAUGUGACACAUCCUGAACUGAAGUGCACUUUCAAUCUUGAAAUGAUUGGUGUCAAGAAGAAUCCUAAUGGUCCAAUGUAUACGUCACUUGGUGUUGUCACUAAAGGAACCAUAAUUGAGGUGAAUGUGAGUGAAUUAGGUCUGGUGACACCAGCUGGGAAAGUAGUAUGGGGGAAAUAUGCUCAAGUGACGAAUAAUCCUGAGAAUGAUGGAUGCAUUAAUGCGGUUUUGCUUGUGUAGUUGAUCAAGCGAAUAAGUUGGAUGUAUUUUUUGUUUUGGUUUUAGAGUAUCUUUGUAUGCUUUUUGUAAUAUACAUGAUGGGUUCUUGGUAAGAGCUUGGAGUUUGCAUGGUGA